This is a messenger RNA of Frankliniella occidentalis (western flower thrips), 2230 nucleotides long. RefSeq names its product constitutive coactivator of peroxisome proliferator-activated receptor gamma. Lineage: Eukaryota; Metazoa; Arthropoda; Insecta; Thysanoptera; Thripidae. The record is from RefSeq and is a predicted model, not a curated record. Bases 167 to 1933 code for a protein of 588 amino acids. The transcript is spliced from 10 exons. Gene Ontology annotation, cellular component: nucleus.
AUAGGAAAAUAAUUUUUCUGAAUUUUUCGGUGCAGAAAAUCUAUGAAAAAUCCUGCGGUAGUCAUCUGACAUCUGAUGGGUUAUGCUAGGAAUGAUGUUUGAUAACAAUGGAUGUCUGCUAGUGAUGAAUAUUUACAAGUGAAUAGUGAAUAUCGAGAAGAUAAUCAUGGGAGUCAGACGCCUUCAAACAUUCCUUGAGCGGCAUUGUCCAGAGGCUUGUUAUGAAGUCAGCAUUUAUGACAUUGCUGAAGAAUAUAGACAACAAUUUAAUUGUGAACCUGUCAUAGUUGUUGAUGGAUCAUGUUGUUUUCGUAGUAUCUACGAAGGACUUGAUUGGGUGUGUGGUGGACAAUACAAAGAAUAUGUUCAAAAAGUCACUCAUUUCUUUGAAUGUUUUGAAGCCAUAAAUGUUAAGUUAGUUGUAUAUUUUGAUGGAGCCACUCAAGAAAGCAAAAGACCAGUUUGGGUCAGCAGACGUCUUCAGAGUAUGGAAAAGGCUCAUGCUGUAUUUGACGCUCUUAGUAAAGGUCAAGCUGUUCAAAGAAUUGAUCCAGAACUGUAUGUCUUGCCUGCUGGAGCAGGAAACACUAUGUCAACGUUAUCAAAAGAUAGAUGCAUGGUGCGUCGUUCAUUGAAAGAGUGUGAUGAAGAAAUAGCAAGUUAUGCUGAAAAGAACAAAUGCUUUGCUAUUUUAGCCCAAGACUCUGAUUUUGUUAUAUAUCAAAGUGGAGCAAAGUACUAUCUAUCUGCAGAAAAUCUAGAUUUGACCAGAAUGACAACAUUAGUGUAUGAUCAAAAAGCUCUAGCUAGACAUCUCCAACUCAAUGUAUCUGACUUACCAAUAUUUGCAUCAUUGAUGGGCAAUGACUUCAUAUCUGCAGAUGACCUAAGACCUUUUCACAGUCUGUUAACUGGCAGGCAACGGCAUCAGGCAUAUGCAGCAGUCCUUGUGAGAAAAGUCGCGGAGUAUAUUUGGAGUCUUCCGAAAGGAAAUGAUCUUUUUCUCUACCUGGGUCAGUUAUCUUAUGAAGUUUUUAGGACUCGUCACCGUGCUGAGGAUUUACAGAAAAGUAUUUUGAGUUAUGGAAGAAUUAUAAAUGAACCUGUCAGACCUGUUGACUCAAGAUGCAAGAAUUGGGACCAAAUAAUGUGCCUUGCUCAUGUUAACUAUGUAACCAUGGUCCAUCCAUCAUAUGUAUACAAUAUUCUUCGAAAGUUGCCAUUUGAAAUGAGUACAGCUUUAGAGGAUUGCAGGACAUCUAUUCCACCCUCAGCUGCUGCCCUAAGACAGAUGCGUCAGCGUAUUUAUGGCGUUGCUCUUCGAGAGUACCCACAAGACUCUGAGGAAGAUUUGGCUGUCGAUGAAUGGUGUAUGUGUGGGCCUCAGAGCUUAAAUGGUCCACUGAAGGUUACAGCAAUUUUGCCACCAGAAAAUAGUCCCAAGCUCCUUGAUCUAUGGGUGAAUGACUCUGAUGAAAUGAAGAGAGAAAAGUUCAAACUUCUCAGCUGGAUUGGUUCAGCACAUUUAUCAGAUACUAAGUUAGGUGAAUUUCCACACCAGCUUAUAUCUGCCACUUGCAUUUUAUCCUACCUUUACCAUGAUGCUGGUAUUCUUCAUGACUGGGAAGUUAAAGUCUUUGCAUCGACAGUUGUAGAUGUACAGGCUAUGAACUCAAAAGAUCUAUCUCUAAUAUAUUUAAAGAAAGUUGAUGUUCGAGGUGUACAGCUUGCUACAUUGUUCACAAGAGCAAUUACUCACUUGGUGCUGGCUAAUUCCAUCUGUGGUACCCCAGUAAGCUCUGAAUGGACAAGACACCCUCAACUCUUUGAUGGCAAAUUGUUUCAAAAAUUAUACUUGGAGAAAAGAAUUAAACCUAAGCAAGGUAAUUUUCAACAUUUUCAACAAAUAUGUGAGGCUAUUCUGACAGGGUAACAGACAGACUUCAGCAAGAUGGUCUUUAACAAAACAUACCGUUUAUAUUUUAUCAAUUAUAGAACAAUCUACAAUAAAAAUGAUUAAGCUUUAAAACUUCACUAUUCAUAUGCUUAUACUUGAAUAUUGUUACUAUACUUAUCAUUACUAAGAGGUGUCUAAGCAUAUCUAGGGAAAGGCAUGUCAGUGAGAUCUGGCUAUCUCUGAAAAAAAUUCUAAAAUGUCACUUAUUGUAAACUCUAAAGCAAUCAUCGACCCUGGAUAACAUCGCUGAAUUAAAUCCUCCACUGAUUUGUA